AUCAGUGAGACUGUGACUCUUUGGUCUGUAAAAUCCCCUUUUGCUCUUAUAUCGCAGAGGCUGAUGAAGUGAUGAUGAUGAUGAAGAAUCCUGGCCGUCUCCGUCUGGUAUCCGAUUCAGCGUCACUAACCCGACGACUAUGUACGGUGUCGGAGGCGGCAGCUUAUGUGGAAGCGCAGGUGGCAGGGAAGAAGGUCGGGCUGUAUCCUAGAUUGUCGGCUUUGGCAGCCACAGGAAAGAGCGUGUCAAAGACUAUAAAUGAAUUCAUGAUGGAGGGCAACGCUGUGAGGAAAGACGAACUAUGUAGGUGCGUCAGAGAGCUUCGCAAGUACAAGAAAUACCAGCACGCUCUAGAGGUGAUGGAGUGGAUGGAGAGGAGAAAAAUGAAUUUCUCCCUUACUGAUUAUGCGAUACUCGUAGAUCUUGUUUCAAAAGUAAAAGGGAUUAGUGCAGCGGAGAAUUUCUUCAAUUGCCUCUCCCCAUCUAAAAAAAAUAAAUUUACGUAUGGAGCUCUUCUGAACUGUUAUUGCGAAAAACGUUUGAAAGACCAGGCGUUGGCUCAUUUUGAGAAGAUGGGUGAGUUGAAGUUCGUUACCAACUCUCUACCUUUCAAUAAUCUCAUGAAACUAUAUAUGCAAUUGGGCCAGCCAGAAAAGGUGCCUACCCUUGUAUAUGAAAUGAAACAGAGAAAUAUUACUCCUUGCUCGUUUGCCUAUAAUUUAUGGAUGCAGAGCUAUGCAUCUUUGAAUGAUAUUGACGGAGUGGAGAGAGUUAUGGAGGAGAUGAAGGUGACUGGUGAAGAUACCCGCAAUUGGACUACGUAUUCUAACCUGGCUGCAAUCUAUGUUAGGGCAGGACUUUUUGAUAGAGCAGAGUCGGCUCUUAAAACAGUUGAGGAGAAAGCGACACUUCGUGAUCGUGAGGCAUACCAUUUUCUAAUAAGCUUGUAUGCCAAGAUUUCUCUCACUGAAGUGAAAAGAAUGUGGAGUUCUCUGAAAUCAAAAUUUUCUACGGUCACGAAUUCGAGUUAUCUUGUUAUGCUUCAGGCUCUCGCUAAGUUGGAUGUCCAAAGUAUGAAGGAAUUGUUCGAGGAGUGGGAAUCCGGAUGCUCCGCUUUUGAUUUUAGAUUACCAAGUGUUGCUAUAAAAGCAUAUCUUGGGCAAGGCAUGCGUGAAGAAGCAACAAGGGUCUUUGAUAAUGCAAUUAAGAGAACUUAUAACCCUUUAUUCAAGGCUCGGGAGACAUUCAUGGUUUUCUACGUAAAAAACCAUCAGCCAGAUUUGGCUCUGCAGCAUUUGAAGGCUGCUCUCUUUGAAGUAAAGGAAAAAAACUGGCAUCCAGCACCAGAAACAGUCGGUGCCUUCUUUGAAUAUUUUGAAAAACGGAGAGAUGUUGACGGUGCUGAGGAGUUCUGUAAGAAUUUGAGGAAUCUUAAUCAUCUGGAUUCUUUUGCCUACCUUAUGUUGUUGAAGACUUAUGUAGCUGCCAACAAACAGGCUUCAGAGAUGCGCAGGAGGUUAGAGGAAGACAACAUUGUAAUGAGCAAGGAGAUUGAGAAUUUACUUGAAAAAGUUUGCCCCAAAUAGGCUUUAAUGUUGAGCAGUUCCCUGAAUACUGUUUUAAAUGAGUAUCUUGGUGAUGCUCCAGUUAUUGAUUGUAAUUUUUUUGUAUUACAUUGUUAUAGAUUUGGGGAUUUAUAGGGA
Molecule: messenger RNA, 1703 nt
Organism: Tripterygium wilfordii
Lineage: Eukaryota; Viridiplantae; Streptophyta; Magnoliopsida; Celastrales; Celastraceae
Product: pentatricopeptide repeat-containing protein At1g02370, mitochondrial-like
Exons: 2
Coding region: 72-1586 (504 amino acids)
Cellular component (GO): mitochondrion
Molecular function (GO): protein binding
Source: RefSeq, a predicted model, not a curated record